This is a messenger RNA of Drosophila suzukii, 650 nucleotides long. NCBI's taxonomy places the organism in Eukaryota, Metazoa, Arthropoda, Insecta, Diptera, Drosophilidae. The record is from RefSeq and is a predicted model, not a curated record.
GUUCAAACAGAUCUAGAAGGCGAAAUGAACUUACAAUAUCCAGCGCUGUUGAAUAUAAUAUAUUUGAUAUGUGUGCAUUCGGUUGCAAAUCAUCGUAUGGAAUUUACCAAUGUUAAAUGUACCACCCUGGAUAAGGAAUUUAGCGACUUUGAAUAUUGCUAUCUUAAAGCUGCGAAUCGCACGUAUAAAUACUUGUCGCUCAAGGUUCGGCUCUUUAAGGUACCAGUUCAUCAAUUUUCGAUGAAUGUCGCAUUCCAUAAGCGCUCAAAUGGUCUUUUGCCGAUUAACCAUAAUAUUACUUUUGAUGGCUGCAAAAUGGUAGCCGAUAACGGAAGUCCCUGGAUUUCAUUUCUGUACGGCGUGAUCAAAGAGUAUUCAAAUAUCAACCACCCAUGUCCCUAUGAUCAUGAUGUUAUUGUGGACAAGCUGCCCGCUCAAUUUCUUAAACAACGAUUUAGCUCAUUAUUACCAUUUCCUGAAGGAGAUUAUGUAUUUAAUAGCAAUUGGAUGGCUUACGGCAUAAAUCGGGCCAAUGUGAGGCUCCACUUCUCGUAUACCUAAUUUUAAUGCAUUGUAUUUGAUUGAAGUUAAAUUAACUUACAUUUAAAAAAAAUUUAUUCGAACGGCAUAAUUAUGUAAAAAUAAAUUUC